This is a messenger RNA of Eruca vesicaria subsp. sativa (arugula), 959 nucleotides long. Lineage: Eukaryota; Viridiplantae; Streptophyta; Magnoliopsida; Brassicales; Brassicaceae. The record is from the annotation of a GenBank genome assembly.
CGCGAUUUUACCUCUCACAAGACACCGUCUUACCGCCGGUUAAUUUCCACAACGGCCAAUCUCCCUCCUCCUCCACACGCGCCGAUCACCACCUCUCUCUCUCUCUGUAGGUUCCCGCGAUGUUUGCUCACCAUUCUCAACCGGAGAUCAACCCCAACCCUAAUCAGAUCGGUAGCGAAGACGAUAUCGGUCACAUUCCUUACACCGACGAAAUCCCCAAUCAUCCUGACUCAAUCUACGCUCCCAAUGGCUCUCAAUUGCCAUCACCGGAAGGAGCUGCUAACCAGCAGCUCACAAUCUCGUACCGUGGUCAGGUUUACGUUUUCGAUGACGUUGGUCUUGAAAAGGUGGAUGCUGUGUUGUCGCUGUUGGGUGGUUCUACUGAGACGCCACAGGGGAUGGAGUUUGCUCAACAGAAUCAUAUGCCUGUUGUGGAGUAUCAGAACCGGUGUAGCAAUCCGCAAAGGGCACAGUCCUUGGAAAGGUUUCGGAAGAAGAGGAAUGCUAGAUGUUUCGAUAAGAAAGUUAUUUAUGGUGUUCGCCAAGAAGUGGCUUUAAGACAACCACGUAAUAAAGGUCAGUUCACCUCUGCAAAGAUGACCGAUGGGGCUUAUAACUCGGGCACAGAUCAAGAUUGUGCACAGGAUGAUAGCCGUCCAGAAAUAUCGUGUACUCAUUGCGGCAUUAGCUCCACGUCUACACCGAUGAUGCGACGUGGCCCUUCAGGCCCUAGAACUCUCUGCAAUGCCUGUGGACUCUUUUGGGCUUCCAGGGGAACAUUGAGGGAUCUCUCUAAGAGAACAGAAGAGAAUCAGAUGGCAAUAAUACAACCUGGAGAGCUUGGGGGUUGUGAUGCCGAUGCUAACAACUCGAACUCUGAACCUGCAACUUUCGAAGAACACUCUGCCUUUGUUUCUCUUGCUAAUGGGGAUAGAUCUAAUCUUUCAGGCAGUCACUAA